UGCUCGUAAGUGCUUGGGGUUGCAGCCCCCAUUGUUCGCCUCUCACUUUGUGGGCAAUGUGAAUCCUGCUUCGACAGGGAGUUGUAGUUUUAGGUCAUUUUGCCAUUUUAACAUUUACCGUAGCCUAUUUUGAGGCAGAUCAUUUUCAUUCUCCGCAUGUUAAUGGUAGGCUAUCCUUAUCGUGGUCCUUUGAAAAUGCAUCCAUUUUGAUAAAGGAUCCUACGGAAUACGGGAAUAUCAUUAAAAGAUCGAAGAACAGGAAAGUGAUAUCAUCUUUGUUGCUCUUACCAUUUAAAUUAAACAAACGGUUUGGCCAGGUGCACGUUGAUUGUGUGUUGCAAUGGCUAUACGGAAGAUAGCAAGGCAUCCGUUACAAUUUAAUGCUAUGGCUACAUAUCCAUUUUUUGUUGGCUGCCCGCGUUUCGUUGUGAUUUUUAUCAGUUGGUGCGAAGGGCCACCUGAGUUUGUCAGCCGUGCAUAAAAGGCACAAAGAAAAGCAAACCGAAACAGCGAGACACAGUGGCCACUGAGAAACUAGCCAGUGUUCGCACAUAAGAACGUAGCGGAUACCUUAAAAUCCUGCAGAUCUUUGUGUUCAAGCAACCGUCUCAAGGGAAUGCCAGCUUUUGAGUCAUAUCUAGACGAUCGCUUACGUUGACAUUGAUGGUAAAACGAUAAUUGCGGAAGACUAUUAAAAACGAUAGUGGCGUCACACUGGAAUUGCCGCUCAUGGGGAGAAGCCAUGGCGGAGCACAUGAUGAUGCCUAUGCCCCACGGUGCCUCCAACGGAGCCAUCCACGGGUACCGCAUGGGGAUGAACGCCAGCCUCCAGCCCGGACCCCAGCAGCACGCUGGCCAGCCCGGCCUGAGGGCCCUCCCCAACGGACAGAUGAUGCACUACGCGGGGGGCCCCCAGGCCAACAUGGAGGCCGCCAUCCGCCAGAGGCCCAACCUGGUGGUGGCCAUGAAUGGCCAGAUGAACGGCGCUCCCAUGGGCCACCACCAAAUGGCAGCUGGCACCAUGAUGUACAAUAGCCAGGCACAGCCUCCUCCUCAGCAACCACAUCACCCGCAGCAGCAGCAACCACACCACCCGCAGCAACCACACCACCCGCAGCAGCAGCAACCACACCACCCGCAGCAACCACAUCACCCGCAGCAACCACAUCACCCACAGCAGCAGCAACCACAUCACCCGCAGCAACCACACCACCCGCAGCAGCAACCACACCACCCGCAGCAGCAGGUACUCCACCAGCAACAUCAGCACCACCACCUGCAACAGCAGCAGUUGCAACAGCAACAGCAACAACAACAACAGCAGCAGCAGCAGCAGCAUCAACAGCAGCAGCAGCAGCAUCAACAACAGCAACAACCGCAACCACAACAACCGCAACCGCAACAACAACAACAACAGCAGCAGCAGCAGCAGCAGCAGCAGCAGCAGCAGUACGUGGCUGGAGGCAUUCCUUCCCCACAGCUCAUGGCCAGCAUACAUUUGCAGAAACUCAACACCCAGUACCACAACCACCCCUUGGCCCCCAUGAACGGGAACCACAUGGGCAACGGAGUCCAGUUCCGCAUGGGCCCAGCCCAACUGGCCAGCAUGCAGCACAUGGCAGGACCGGCUCUGGGCCUCAGCGUCAUGGACGCGGACCUGAUCGACGAGGAGGUUCUGACGUCGCUGGUCAUGGAGCUGGGUUUGGACCGUGUGCAGGAGCUGCCUGAGCUCUUCCUGGGACAGAACGAGUUUGACUUCUUCUCGGACUUCGUGAGCAAACAGCAGCCAAGCACAGUGAGUUGCUGAGACGGAGUUUCGGGAGCCGGGGGGGAGGAGACCUCCUCAGCAGGGAGGCGCAGAGGAGAGCACCGUAUAGGAUGGCAACAAACACCGUUCCUCGCUCGUUUCUUCUCCUCCUCAUUUUGGUGGCAGAUGGGCCCUGCUGGUCUGUCUGCCUGUCCACAGAGAGAGGAGGGGUGUGAGUUUGGGGCCAUGUCAAUUUCAAGCCUCCCCAGUUGCUGGGAGGUCUCGGCUUUUGCCCGGGCUGCAGUUUUUUAAAAGUGAGAUACGAGGAGCGAGAGAACUGCCCCUCUCACGACUGCCCCUCUCUCCUGCCUUCUCCUGGGGAGGAUAUGAAUGUAAAAUACAAAGGGAGCAGUUGCCAGAAGCCUCUCCAAGCAAUGUAAAGACUCUGUCCACGUGUCCAUCUCCUAUGGAUGUCAAGUCUUCACUGCAAUUUUACAUUAAAAUGUAUUUAUUUCUGUUGCUCACAGACUCACACAGUGAGACCAGCCAGAGACUCAAAGAGAAAAAAAGGAAAUUAUAGAACUUAAAACAGAGAAGGUUUAUGGAAGAGCUCUAUGUUUUUAACAGUGAUUUUGGGAUGAAAUGUCACUUUAAAAAGACUAAGUAUGGGUCUCGGGGG
Messenger RNA from Clupea harengus (Atlantic herring), 2426 nucleotides. It is a transcript of the gene cited4b, whose product is annotated as Cbp/p300 interacting transactivator with ED-rich tail 4b. Gene Ontology annotation, biological process: regulation of DNA-templated transcription. Gene Ontology annotation, cellular component: nucleus. The record is from RefSeq and is a predicted model, not a curated record. NCBI's taxonomy places the organism in Eukaryota, Metazoa, Chordata, Actinopteri, Clupeiformes, Clupeidae. Gene Ontology annotation, molecular function: transcription coactivator activity.